AUGUCCCACGAAGGCGAAGAAGAACUCCUCGACUACUCCGAUAGCGAAGAAAUCGCUCUCCCCUCCACCACCGUGGAGUCUGGCUCCAACGGCGAUGCCAAGGCCGAGACCACCACCGUCAAGGAGGAGAACACCGAGCAGAAGGGCUCCUACGUCGGAAUCCACUCCACCGGUUUCCGAGACUUCUUGCUCAAGCCCGAGCUCCUGCGAGCCAUUGUCGACUGUGGUUUCGAGCAUCCCUCUGAGGUCCAGCAAGUGUGUAUCCCCCAGUCCAUUCUUGGAACUGACGUUCUCUGUCAGGCCAAGGCCGGUGUGGGUAAGACCGCCGUUUUCGUUCUCUCCACCCUGCAGCAGCUGGAGCCCGUGCCCGGCGAGUGCUCCGUUGUCGUUCUGUGUCACACCCGAGAGCUGGCCUACCAGAUCAUGAACGAGUACGCCCGAUUCUCCAAGUACCUGCCCGACGUCAAGACCGCCGUCUUCUAUGGAGGUUCCCCCAUCCAGAAGGACAUUGAGCUGAUCCAGAACAAGGAGACCUCCCCCCACGUCAUUGUCGCUACCCCCGGCCGACUGCACGCCCUGGUCCGAGACAAGCACCUGCGACUCGGCAACGUCAAGACCUUUGUCAUCGAUGAGUGUGACAAGGUCCUCGACCAGAUUGAUAUGCGACGAGAUGUCCAGGAGAUUUUCCGAGUGACCCCCCGACAGAAGCAGGUGAUGAUGUUUUCCGCCACCCUGUCCCAGGAGAUCCGACCCAUCUGCAAGAAGUUCAUGUCUUCUCCUCUGGAGAUUCUUGUGGACGACGAAGGAAAGCUGACCCUGCACGGUCUCCAGCAGUACUAUGUCGACGUUGAGGAGAAGUCCAAGAACCGAAAGCUCGGCGACCUGCUCGACAACCUCGAGUUCAACCAGGUUAUCAUCUUCGUCAAGUCUACCUCUCGAGCUAACGGCCUGUCUCAGGUCCUCAAUGCUAACGGAUUCCCCUGUACCGCGGUGCACUCUGGUAUUCCCCAGGAGGAGCGAAUUGCCCGAUACAAGGAGUUCAAGGAGUUCAAGAAGCGAAUCUGUGUCUCCACCGAUGUCUUUGGUCGAGGUAUUGAUAUCGAGCGAAUCAACCUGGCUAUCAACUACGAUCUCCCCGCUGAGGCUGACCAGUACCUCCAUCGAGUCGGUCGAGCUGGUCGAUUCGGAACCAAGGGUCUGGCCAUCUCUUUUGUCUCCACCCCUGAGGACAAGGAGGUUCUUGCUAAGAUCCAGGAGCGAUUCGAGGUUAACAUCGCUCCCUACCCUGCUGAGGGUGUUGAUCCCUCCACCUACAUGAACUCUUAA
This is a messenger RNA of Yarrowia lipolytica CLIB122, 1326 nucleotides long. RefSeq lists its product as uncharacterized. Gene Ontology annotation, biological process: mRNA export from nucleus; mRNA splicing, via spliceosome. The record is from RefSeq and is a predicted model, not a curated record. Lineage: Eukaryota; Fungi; Ascomycota; Dipodascomycetes; Dipodascales. Gene Ontology annotation, molecular function: ATP binding; RNA binding; RNA helicase activity.